AUGCGGAACCAGAUCUAUUUCAUGCUCUACGCAAGCACACCUGUGCGUGAACCUUCUGUUCAACGCCCGCACCAGACUCUUUCCCCGUUCACGAUCCCCAACGCCUCAAGCAGCAGUACGCGUGCACUUGCGCUCGUAGAGAAGCGGGCGGGAUGGGAGUAUGGGCCAUCGAUUGCUGGGAACACAGCGUUCUACCCGGCAGGCUCUUUAGGUGGUCCUGCCGCGAAGGAGAUGGCGGAUCGCUUUAGCGACUUCCAAGAUACAGUGUAUGCCAAUGUUGUCAACGAUUCUAGAAUAGCCGCAGCGUCUGUCGUAGCAGCGGGCGGGCUGAAUGCCAUAGACGACUACGCAAAGCUGUACAAAGGCCAGUGGAAGCACUCGGCGCCCAAAGGACCCUAUCCAGGCAUCUUGACAAACUACACAGACGACCUACUUUUCUCCAUGACCCAGCUGUCCGAAAAUCCAUACCGAAUCUCGCGCGUUCCCAAAGACGCACGACUUCCUUUCGCUGUCUCCAACGCGAAAGCAGUCGCUGGUCAAACAUUGCCAUCUCUCCAGGAGGCUGGUCGUCUGUUCCUGACCGACUUCCUCGACCAAGCAAAUCUGCGUAAGACUGCCGGCAAACAUGGCGCUGCUUGUCAGGCCUACUUCUACAUCCACCCAGCCUCUCAUGACUUCCUGCCGCUCGCCAUAAAACCGAAUGUAGAAGGCUCCGACCUCGUCUACACACCGCAGGACCUGCCGAACGACUGGUUAUUGGCGAAGAUGAUGUUCAACUUGAACAGCUUCUGGCAUGCACAGUGGUAUCAUCUUGCAGCUACCCAUGUGGUGGGCGAGAUUGUGUACCUGAGCGCUAUCCGAACACUGAGCGACGAACAUCCCAUCAUGGCCAUUCUCCAUCGACUAUUCAAGGACGCCUGGGCGUUCCGAGUUGUGGCUGUUCAACGCCUGCUCAACUCCGGUGGUCCCAUUGACCAACUGUUCCCCUGGGACGGUAGCGAAGCAGGAAACUACACCGAUACGCUAUACCAGUCGGGCGAGGCUAGCGCUUUCCAGUCCAACUAUUUCGAGCCCAAUCUGCAAAGACGCGGCUUGAUCGACUCCGCGUUCGGGCCCAAAAUCAAGACGUUUCCCUUCUACCAGGAUGCCUCCGCUAUCCAUGCCGCCGUCCGCCGUUUCAUGACCGUCUUCGUCCAGUCGUACUACCCAAAUGUGAGCAACAUUACCGGCGAUGUUGAGCUGCAGGCAUGGGUCAGGGAAGCCGAACCUGCCAGGAUUGUUGACUUCCCCUCUUCCAUCGAGAACCAGCGCGCUCUCGUCGAUGUUUUGACACACGUUGCGCACUUGGUAUCCAUUGUACACGGCACGCUCAACUCAAACGCCCUCGUCGGUGCCUCUGGCUCCCUCCCCUUCCACCCUUUCGCAUUCUACUCGCCCCUACCGACCUCCAAAGUAGCCCACGAUAUUAUGCCUUUCUUGCCACCGGUAGAAGCUUCUAUCAGCCAAAUCGCCUUGGCGGCAGACUUCAACCGCCCCAGUCUUGUCGACAGCAACCACACGAUCGUACACAUGUUUGACAACACAACGAUGCUGGCGAGGAUGCCCACCGGUGUGCAGAAGGCGGAAGCGGAUUUCCGAUCCGCGAUGGAGCGCUAUAGUACGGCUGUGAGGAGCAAGACUUUUGAUUUGGGUGGGCGGUGUGGAGGCAUGCCGUACUGCUGGUCAACACUAGAUCCACGAGCAGCGGCUUACUCGUUGACUGUCUAG
Alternaria postmessia is the source of this 1767-nucleotide messenger RNA. RefSeq lists its product as uncharacterized. The transcript has 3 exons. Lineage: Eukaryota; Fungi; Ascomycota; Dothideomycetes; Pleosporales; Pleosporaceae. The record is from RefSeq and is a predicted model, not a curated record. Gene Ontology annotation, biological process: lipid oxidation. Gene Ontology annotation, molecular function: oxidoreductase activity, acting on single donors with incorporation of molecular oxygen, incorporation of two atoms of oxygen; metal ion binding. The coding region runs from base 1 to 1767 and encodes 588 amino acids.